Messenger RNA from Periophthalmus magnuspinnatus, 842 nucleotides. RefSeq names its product centrin 3 (gene cetn3). The transcript is spliced from 5 exons. Gene Ontology annotation, cellular component: microtubule organizing center. Gene Ontology annotation, molecular function: calcium ion binding; microtubule binding. NCBI's taxonomy places the organism in Eukaryota, Metazoa, Chordata, Actinopteri, Gobiiformes, Gobiidae. Gene Ontology annotation, biological process: spindle pole body duplication. The record is from RefSeq and is a predicted model, not a curated record. Bases 95 to 598 code for a protein of 167 amino acids.
AAGGGAUUUGUUGUGUUUCUUUGGAUUAAUGUUUUGGAUUUGAGACCCGUGUAUCUGCUCUUUUCUUAUAAAAUACUCGUCGUUAACUUCCGGAAUGAGUCUGUCCCUGAGAACUGAACUUGCUGUGGACAAAACUAAACGCAAGAAAAGAAGAGAGCUCACCGAGGAUCAGAAACACGAAAUAAAAGAGGCGUUUGAGCUGUUUGACACGGACAAAGAUAAAGAGAUAGACUACCAUGAGCUUAAGGUUGCAAUGAGAGCUCUUGGAUUUGAAGUAAAGAAAGUGGAUGUGUUAAAAAUACUAAAAGACUACGACAGAGAGGGGAAUGGAAAAAUUACGUUUGAGGAUUUUAAUGAAGUUGUAACAGACCGAAUAUUGGAAAGAGACCCAAAGGAAGAGAUCUUAAAAGCUUUCAAAUUGUUUGAUGACGAUGAAUCAGGGAAAAUCAGUCUGAGAAACCUGAGACGGGUCGCACGGGAACUUGGAGAAAGCAUUAGUGAUGAAGAGCUGCGCAGCAUGAUUGAUGAGUUUGAUAUUGAUGGAGAUGGAGAAAUAAACCAGGACGAAUUCCUUGCAAUUAUGACGGGAGAAACCUAAUACUUCUCUGGAAAAUUCUGAGGACCUUUCCUGAACAGUUGUAAACCAUAUUUGAGAAACCUCCAUAUAAAAGACUUAUACAAUUGUAGAUUUUCAUGGGACUUCACCUCAUCAUUUUUAUAAUGGCAUCAUCUCCGCUGUCAAGAAAAAGUACAUGUCUUGUGUCUCAUCUCACCUUAAUUUAGCAAAGUGCAUUGUUAAAUAUUUUACAAUACCUUCUCUGGAGAAAUAUUGUGUAUAUCUG